UUAUAAUAUAAGUAAGUUUAUAACUAGGUAUGUAAUAACACAAUUUCUAGGUAAGAUUUUUUACUGACUACAUAUAAGAACUAAACUAGGUUAUGCUGACCUAAUUCACCAUAUCAGACGAGGUAAAUAGAUUCAAUUAUAAUGUUUCAAUUAUGAUGAUACCAUAAAAGACAUCGGAAAGAAGAAUACCGGAUAGUAAUGAAUGAGGUUAACUUAAUACAACUUGAUCUCCUUCUGAUAAUCUGUAUAAAAGUAACAUAUGUCAACUAAUAUUUUUAGAUACGAUUCAAACUUGUAUAAAAUAACAAAUUCAACAUGAAUUCAUUUGUUUUCUUAUGUUUUGUUUUAUCCGUCGCGGGUAUUGAAGCUCAUACAGUUCAUCUUCCACAUUCACAAAAAGAGAAAGCCCAUUUACACAUUGCGGAAUGUAUGAAAGAAAGUGGAGUUAAAUCUGAAGUAUUAGCAGAGGCGAAGAAAGGCGUAUUCGAGGACGAUGAGGCGCUAAAGAAAUUCACGUUGUGUUUCUUCCAAAAAUCUGGUAUAAUAUCUGAGGAAGGAAAGUUGAAUGUAGCAGAAGCUUUAGCUAAAUUACCAAGCGACGUUGACAAGAAACAUGCUGAGAAAUUGCUAGAAGAAUGCAAAAAGAAAACAGGAAAGAAUCACGCGGAUACUGCCUUUGAAAUUUACAAAUGUUACUAUCAUGGUACGAAAGAACAUAUUUUACUCUGAAUGUUUAUUUUUAAGGUAAAAUUUGUUAUAGCUAUUUAAUAAUUAUAAUGUCAGAUUAAAGUAAACCUUAAAAUAA
Papilio xuthus (Asian swallowtail) is the source of this 805-nucleotide messenger RNA. NCBI's taxonomy places the organism in Eukaryota, Metazoa, Arthropoda, Insecta, Lepidoptera, Papilionidae. The record is from RefSeq and is a predicted model, not a curated record.